Molecule: messenger RNA, 4150 nt
Organism: Chelmon rostratus (copperband butterflyfish)
Lineage: Eukaryota; Metazoa; Chordata; Actinopteri; Chaetodontiformes; Chaetodontidae
Gene: dipk2ab
Product: divergent protein kinase domain 2Ab
Exons: 4
Coding region: 667-1971 (434 amino acids)
Source: RefSeq, a predicted model, not a curated record
GGAGUGAGCCGCUGCCCGGGAGAAGAGGAGAGGAGGCGAUUCUGUGACCACAAAGGGACUCCCGAUAAACGGACAGAUAUGGACGUUUGUGCACAACACGGACGCUGUGCUCUGUUGUGAAGAGGACCGCGUCGUCCUGUCGGAAAGAGCCGGUAUAUGAAGAGUUAAGACUCGACAUCCCAACUGUUUGUUUCAGCAGCUAGCAGGCUAGCUGGCUAGAUACCUAGGAGCUGGGAAUGGGAAGCCCGUGUGAAUUUGCAUGAUAGAGAUCUCCGUCGAGCUUUGAAGAAGCCGUGUUCGGUGUAGAUACCGUCGGCGGUGAUUUGAAGUGUCCGUCGGCCGCCUCUUAGGUAGCCGCAACUUUGAAGAAUGAUAUCAACUGAGCGCUAAGCAAUUCACUACUACAGACCCGGAGAAGAAAAAAGUCACCCAGGCCUGCUGGCUCGAGGUUGCUCACAAACACCAAGAAGGGAGAACAUGACUCACUGGCCUCUGCCAGAGACUGGCACGGGGCAGCUGUGCCAACCUCACCCCUGCCUGCCGCUUUAGAAGCUACCCCGCUGCACAAUGACGGAGAGGCAUUGAGGUUAGCCCCCAGACGAUCGUCUCAAUACCUCUCCUCCUCCCUAUCCCCGAAGAACCCCCCUGCCCUGCCUCAUCCCCAUCAUGCUGCGCUUCCUGCCUCUCAAACUUGGCCGCUUGUACCGCUGUCUGAAGCUCUUGCUGGUGGUGGGGUUGUUUGUCAUCUUGUUGAUGAACACCCACAACCUGUUCGCCUCCUUCCAGAAGAAUGAGCUCACUGACAGACGCUUCAUCAACCUCAACAAGUGUCCCGCCUGCUUUGGCACCAGCUGGUGCCGCAAAUUCAUGAACGGCCAGGUUUCCUUUGAGACGUGGGGUCGCCUACGAUUCCUAGACGUUUUCAAUGUCAAGAAUGUUUACUUCGCCCAGUACGGAGAGCCCAGGGAGGGCACCCGCCGCGUGGUGCUCAAACGGCUCGGGUCCAACCAGGAGCUGGCCGAGAUAGACCAGAAAAUCUGUAAGAGGGCUACAGGCAGGCCACGCUGUGACCUCAUCCAGGCAAUGUACAAGACUGAAUUUGCCCGGAUCAACGGCGACGUGCGUCUGCUCACUCCAGAGGUGGUGGAGGGCUGGUCAGACCUGGUGCACUGCCCCUCUCAGAGGCUGCUGGACCGCGUGGUCCGCAGGUACGCUGAGACCAAAGACUCUGGCAGCUUCCUGCUUAAGAACCUGAAGGACACGGAGAGAAUGCAGCUGCUCAUGACUUUGGCAUUCAACCCGGAACCGCUCGUAUUACAGAGCUUUCCGUCAGACGAAGGGUGGCCAUUCGCCAAGUACCUGGGAGCGUGUGGGCGCGUGGUAGCUGUCAACUACGUGGGCGAGGAGCUGUGGAGCUUCUACAACGCACCCUGGGAGAAGAGGGUAGACUUGGCGCGUCAGCUGAUGGACAUCGCUGAGCAGCUCACCAACAACGACUUUGAGUUUGCCCUGUACCUGCUCGAUGUCAGCUUUGAUAACUUUGCAGUCGGCCCGCGCGACGGAAAGGUCAUCGUUGUUGACGCCGAGAAUGUUCUCGUGGCAGACAAAAGGCUGAUCAAGCAGAACAAGCCAGAAAACUACGACGUGUGGUAUGAGAGCCGUUUUGAGGAGUGUGACAGGGAGGCCUGCCUGUCUUUCUCGAAGGACUCCCUUUGCUCCAGGGUCACCGUGGACCACAACUACUAUGCCGUGUGCCAGAACCUGCUGUCACGGUACGCUACGUGGCGGGGAACCACUGGAGGCCUCCUCCACGACCCCCCCGCCCACAUAGCCAAAGAUGGACAACUCGAGACCCUGUUGGACGAGUGCACCAACCCCAAAAAGCGCUACGGCCGCUUCCAGGCGGCCAAGGAACUGCGCGAAUACCUCACGCAGCUAGCUGCCGCUUCCUCCUCCGCAACGGCCAGGUAAUGAAUGGAGUCAGCGUUAGCCUGACGCACUGACAGACUGGAUCCUAUACUCUUUAUCUCCAGACUCUUGAGAUCCUGGUUCUUGUACAUGAUGUCAUUCGCUCCCCUUUUGUGCACCGGAGCUGGAAGGUGUUAUAGGUCUUGCAUCAGGAAGUGUAAGAAUCAAACUUCAAAGCAGAUUUGUUAAAGCUCUGGCUUUUACCUGACUUUGCUCCUGUGUGAAAGAGGAGUGUGGCGCUAAGAGAUUCUGGUUAGAACCAGGAUAGAGAGGGGAUAGAGAUAACCUCUCCUCUCCCUGGGUGGGCUGCCAUCCUCGGGGGUGGGGAGGCGAGAAAGGGCUCUGGUAAACGCAUCCCUCACUGGACCCCAGGCUAACGCAAACCAGAGCAUCCAAGCAAGAAGAGCAGCAACAUCAUCGCACAUCCCUGACCACAUCCAUCCUCCCGUCCACGCCUCGAUCCAUCAGAACUGUUGUGUUUCAUGACAUCGAAUCUUAACACCUGUUUCAUUUUGGCCCCAGGAACUCUUUUUGUUUUUGUUUUUUUAAUGGUUUGUUGUUUUUCAGGGCUGAAUUUAAGUUGAAUGGUGCGUUUACAUUUUUGCUGUGCCAUGGCUCCUGUUUUUUCCCCCUCUGUAUUGGGCUGCAAGGAAGGCGAGGGUAGCAUGAAUCUCCUGCUGUCAGGCAGGCCAAGCUGGAGUAGGUAGAGAGGAGGCGCAGGGGGUUGGGGCUUUGGUUGUCAUGCAGGAGAAAAGGAAAACCCUUGUCAGCUAUAUAAGUCUAAUUUCCUGCUACUCCAAUCAAUCGCUUGAUUUCCAGGUUCCAGAAUUGUGGCAAUCAUGUUCUUUUUUUCUAAGUGUGUGUUUUUUUUGGUUUUUUUUUUUCCUUUUGAUCGGAAAAAGAGAGAGUAUGACAGCUGCACAUAGGAAGAGGAAGGGUAUAAUUGGACAGUGGUGGUCCCUUGAUGCAGAUGUGCCUAUACCAAAGAGGCUAUACGUAAUAUUAAGAACCCUGAGCAGUGCAGAGUGACGGCACCUUUCCCUCCAGUUGUUCCCUACUAGAGCUGCCCAAAGGAACUGUAAUGUGUACACAAUCUGGUAUGAGCUGGCAGGCCUGCAUACUGAUUUCUUUUGCUCCCCAAUAAGAAGCUAAUCCCGAGGUAUGCAAGUCAAAGAUUGGGCGUACCCCCCCCCCCCCCCCCCCCCCCCCCACACACACACACACACACACGCACACGCACAAUUGAUAAAGGAAGACAGACUGAUAUAGCAUAGACAUGUUUUCUCCAACAAGGUAAAAAAAAAUCUUGACUAAAUGAAAGUGGGGAAUGAAAUGAUUCUUAAGAGGAGCAGAAACACAAUAAAGCAGCGUAGUAGUGGCCUGCAGUGCCAAAUUCCCUUUAAAUGUCUGUAAUUGAUAUAUGAAUCCCAUUGUCCAACUUCUCCCACUAGUGUUGAGUGCAGUAAGCUCUAUCAAGUAAAUGUUAAAAAAGGGAAUGAAGAUAACCCUAAAUUACUUCCUUCUUCUGGCUUCUGACCUGCACUUUUAAAUUUUGUUCUGUUGAAUAUUUAAACACUCAGCACCACUUAGAGGUUGGGCUGAUUUUACACUCGGCGGACCAACGAAUUAAAGCAUAGUAGCAAAUAUAGGCUCAUUUGGUGAUGGAUUAUAAGAGUUCUUACACAAACUUUAAAAGAUAAAAAGAAAUCCCCGUUUUGGCUCCAUAUGUUUUGGAGGUCGUCUGUCUUGAUAUUGUGAAUCGGACGCUGAGUGCCCAGUGGAGUGUCGUGUAGCACGGUCAGUAAUCAAGUAAAUAUGAGCCACUCCAUCUGCAGGGAAACUAGAAAGCACAGCAGUUGCUUUUUAGCCUCCCGCAAGACCGGGGGAGCUGACGUGAGCCUUGUCCGUCAGGAAAAGCAAUAAAGAGAAGUUUGGUGAAUGGGUUUCUGGUUUUGAACUCCCUCCUCCCCUCCCUCUUUGUUGUGUCAGAUAUAUUUCUGUUUCCCCUGUCUGGAGGAUGUUGAACCUGGAGGGAUUUGUACGUGCGUAACUAACUGUUCUCUUUUGUACUGUAAUUUUUCUUUUGAGUAUUAUAUCAGCAUUGUCUGAUUUUUCCUGUGCCUUUCAUUCAAAAGUUGUAUUUACAACUUUUAGUGGGUUUAAAUAUUAAAAUAAAAGAAGA